Messenger RNA from Hypoxylon trugodes, 2142 nucleotides. Its product is annotated as DEAD-domain-containing protein. The coding region runs from base 100 to 1995 and encodes 631 amino acids. The transcript is spliced from 6 exons. NCBI's taxonomy places the organism in Eukaryota, Fungi, Ascomycota, Sordariomycetes, Xylariales, Hypoxylaceae. The record is from RefSeq and is a predicted model, not a curated record. Gene Ontology annotation, molecular function: RNA helicase activity; RNA binding; ATP binding. Gene Ontology annotation, cellular component: nucleus.
AUUUCGACUCUUCCUCUCAGCAAUCGCACACUCAAUAUUUUGUUGACCAAACGCGACUUCCAGUCUUCACGACACGAUUUUCCUGGUUCCUCAGCGAAGAUGUCUGACUGGGGUGUUGCCGACAUGAAGGCCGCGCUCCCCGAGCAGGCCGCCGAGGCACCCAAGCGCCCGGACAAGCCGGUCGGCGACUGGGGCGAGCCUGUCGCCAACGACUACACCGAGACCGAUACCGAUCGCGUUUGGGGUAGCAACACCGCCGUCUACGAGUGGAACCGCAGUGAUGAGGAUGAGGGCGACGUCGGCCCCGAGUCACCCGAACUUGAGCUCCAGCUUUUUGGUCCGCCUGAGACACGAGCCACUGCGGGUAUCGAUUUCUCAAAGAUCGCGGGAAUCGAAGUCAUUCAGGAGGGUAUUGAGCGUAUUAGCCCCAUCUUCAGCUUCAAGGAGGCUGGUCUUCAUCCAGUCAUGUUGAAGAAUGUUGAGAUGGCCGGCUAUGCGAUUCCCACCCCGAUCCAACGAUACUGUGUUCCAGCUAUCAAGAUGGGAUAUGACAUCAUCGCCGUCGCUCAGACUGGAUCUGGCAAGACUGCGGCCUAUCUCGUCCCCAUCUUGAACCACUUGAUGGGAAAGGUCAAGCAGCUAGCUGCUUGGCGCCCCAGCCCCCUAGCGUUGAACGCAGGAGAAGCCCAGCCGGUGCGAGCUGAACCUUUGGUUCUGGUGAUGUGCCCUACUCGCGAGCUGGCAGUUCAGAUUUUCGAUGAAGCGCGCAAGUUCUGCUACCGCACUAUGCUUCGCCCUUGUGUCGUCUACGGUGGUGGUCCCUUGAGAGACCAGAUUCAGCAGAUCGGUCGAGGCUGUGAUCUUCUCAUCGCCACUCCUGGUCGCUUGAUCGACAUCAUGGGACGUCCCGGUUUGUUGACUCUUCGUCGUCUUAAGUUCAUGGUUAUGGAUGAAGCUGAUGAACUACUCGACACGGAUUGGUCCGAUGAUUUUGAGAGGAUUUUCUCUGGUGGAGAACAGGAGUCAGGCGACGUGAACUACAUGCUUUUCUCGGCUACGUUUCCCGCACCCGUUCGUCGAGUCGCCAAGGAGCACCUCGCUAUCAACCACAUUCGUAUCCGUGUUGGUCGAAUUGGAAGUACUCAUGCCAACAUCAAGCAAGAUGUUGUCUAUGUAAAGCAGGAGCUCAAGCGCGAGGCUCUCCUCGACCUUCUGUAUUCCAUGAAGCCCGGUAGAACUAUCAUUUUCGUCAACAGCAAGCGCAUCGCCGACGAGAUCGAUGACUUCCUGUUCAACAAGAACUUCCCCUGUACAUCCAUGCAUGCGGACCGCACGCAGCGCGAGAGAGAGGAUGCCAUGCGUGCAUUCCGCGCGGGAAAGUCGCCCCUUCUUGUUACUACUGGAGUAUCGGCCCGUGGAAUCGACGUGCGCAACGUGUUGCAUGUCAUCAAUUACGAUCUACCGAGUACAAGUCAUGGUGGCAUCCAGGAGUAUAUCCAUCGUAUUGGUCGCACCGCUCGAAUUGGUUACAGAGGCACGGCCACCUCAUUUUACACCGAGCGAGAUGAGCCCUUGGCUGAGUCACUCACCAAGAUCCUGAUGGAAACCCAACAACCGGUUCCCGAUUUUCUUCAGCAGUACGUCCCCGAAGGUGUCGACCCGAACGACUUUAAGAUCGAGGACGACCACAGCGACGAAGAAGGUGAUGAUGGAUGGGACGACGCACCGAAAGUAGGCGUCAAACAGAGCACGCUCCUAUGGGUCGAUGGAAAGGCCACUGUUCUUGAUGAUCCUGAGACUACUGAGGCUGUUACGCCCAAGGAUGGUCCUGGUAGCCCCGACAAGGCUGAGACUUGGGGUUCUGCUCCGAAGGCGCCUUUGGAGCAAACCAAGCCUGCUGCUGAUUCUUUUGGUUCUGGAGGCAACGCUGGUGGCAUGGACUGGGGUUCCCAAGCUCCUUCCAAUGCCUAUAACCCCGACGAUUUCGCGUGGUAAUGAUUUUUCUCAUUUGCCUGCUCUACUCGCUGAGUUUAGAUGAAUUCGUUAAGAUUUUCCAUCGCGGGUUAUCUGACAACCACAUUUGCAUUGUUUUCUUCGCCUAUAUUCUGAUGGACGCCAAUGGGAGGUGCCAAAAUUAAUCGU